GCCCUAUAUCGCAGUGUAGAAGUUUAUCAUAUACAUGUCUUUGAAACUCAUAAUGGCCGAUAUCACUUCUGAGAAUUUUCCGAACGCCUGGCAACAGUGUCCGAAUAAAACACACGCAAGUCUGUAUCAGAAAACGAUGCGUAGGAGAGGGAACUCUGCUGCUACCUGAUAGAGUCCAACAAAGACAGAAAAUGCUACGUACGUCGACACAUCAUUCGUUUUCCAUCCAAUAUAUCAAGAACUUUCAAGCUGAC
Acanthoscelides obtectus is the source of this 254-nucleotide messenger RNA. The record is from the annotation of a GenBank genome assembly. NCBI's taxonomy places the organism in Eukaryota, Metazoa, Arthropoda, Insecta, Coleoptera, Chrysomelidae.